AUGAAAGCCUUCCUGCUUUGGCUGCGCUCCUGGCUGACCGCCUUUCUCUCCUCCCCUACUAACUCCCGGACCUUGUUGUCCGGCGCCACGGCGGUGGAAAAGGCGGAUGCCCGGCAACUAACGGGGAAGACCGGUACCAAUUAUCAACAAACUCAGCCAUGUCCCGGCUCAAGUGAUGCCGCUCUUCUGGGCGACGCCCUGACGCUGGCGGGCCAAUUAAGGGGAAAGACACUCCGCAUCCCCGACUUGAGGAAGACGUUCGCCGACUGGCCUUGCGCAACCAAUAAGCAUGCAAAGAAGCUCGAGGGCCUCGUCGACUCAAUGCUCGAGCGCAUAAUCAGUGACGAGAGGAAACUGCGGGCGCUGAAACGCGCUGACUUUGCCCGUCUUCUUGCUCUUUGGUACCCCGAUGCCGAAUGGGAAGAGCUCGUAAUCGCCACGGCCUACUCAGUAUGGAUCUUCGUCUGGGACGAUGAAGUCGACGCCGGCGACACGGCCGUGUCGACCGACGAGGAGCUGACGCGGGUCUACGCCCGUCAGUCGCGGAAUUACGUCCGCCAGGCGCUGGGGCUCGACGAAGGGUCUGAUGCCCAAGCCGGAGGAAAACACGAUGGCGAAGAAGCGCCGAAUACCAACAUGGUACUGUUUACCGACGUGGGACGGGGAAUGCGGACUACGACCGACUUAGUGCAGCGGAAACGCUUUUUCCGCGAGCUGGAGUACUUCAUGCUCCAGGUUGGUAUUGAGCAUACGCAUCGUCUUAGGGGGUCGAUACCGUCGACAGAGAAGUAUAUGGAGAUCCGGUCGGGGUCGGUGGGAUGUGCGCCGCAGAUUUCAAUUACUGAUUACAUGCUUCGGGUAAGGUUACCUGAGUCCAUCAUGGAGAGUGAAGCUAUGAAGUCACUCUGGCGAGAAACGGUUAUUAUAUGUCUUGUCCUCAAUGAUAUAUACUCUGUACAGAAAGAAAUUGCACAAGGCUCGUUUUUUAAUAUCGUGCCAGUAAUGUUCAAGAACAGUCCACCCGAGAACCAGAAGGACCUCGAAUCUGUCACUGCCGAAUUCAUGGCUGUUCUGGAGGAGUCGAUGAGGACUUUUGAGACGGCGGUUGACAAUCUGACCAAGAUGACGGCCGACGACGCACAGCUCAGCACCGACACACAAGCCUUCAUCAAGUGGUGCCGCUACUUCAUUACUGGUGUGCUCGAGUGGAGUCUCGAGUCCAGGCGGUACGGCAUGGCGAAGUGUAUACAGGAGGAUGGAUCCCUGAGUAUACCAUUCUAG
Messenger RNA from Pseudomassariella vexata, 1281 nucleotides. RefSeq names its product isoprenoid synthase domain-containing protein. The record is from RefSeq and is a predicted model, not a curated record. The transcript has 4 exons. The coding region runs from base 1 to 1281 and encodes 426 amino acids. Lineage: Eukaryota; Fungi; Ascomycota; Sordariomycetes; Amphisphaeriales; Pseudomassariaceae.